CCUGCCUCUAACUUGAUGCUGGUGUAAGCGGUUUGGGGAUUCAGUGUGGCAGCAGGGGAAAUCUGGGAUAUCUGGGAAAGGGGAGUCGGUGAAAACCGGGACUAAACCGGCAGAAAUCCCGACGAAGCCUUGACCGUCACACCGCGGGGUCUCCCACCGGACACUUCUUCUCGGUCUCCCCGUCGGUGGCGGAGCUUUUUCUCCAAGAAAUCUCCCUGGAUCCACACAGGUGAUUGAAGUCGUCCUGUGUUCUGUGUUGGAGCUGGACUGAGCAGUGUUAGCAGACCAAAGAUGGAUCAGUUGUCAGACGAGGAGGUGGAGGUCCGGGAUGAGGAGGAGGAAGAGGAGGACAGCGAUAAGGACGACCAGGACCUGGAUAAGAUGUUUGGAGCCUGGUUGGGAGAGCUGGACAAACUCACGCAGGUACACAAAAGUCUGGAUGAUGGUCGCCCGGAGCAACCGCCUCAGCAGAAAGCUCCCCUCAGACAAGAGACCAACAUGGCCAACUUCUCGUACAGAUUCUCCAUCUACAACAUCAAUGAGGCGUUGAAUCAGGGGGAGAACGUGGACCUCGAUGCUCUCAUGGCGGAUCUCUGCUCGAUCGAACAGGAACUCAGCACCAUCAACACAAAACCCAACAGCACCGGCAGCAUGGCUCGCCUGGGGUUGACCGACACCAAGGUCCGUCAGAAACCUCCAGCAGGGCGCAGUAGCCGGCAGCAGCCAGCAGGGAGUAGCAGCGGUGGAAGCGGCGGCGGCGGCGGUAGUAGUAACAGUGUUAGCGGCGGAGGGGGCAGCAGCGGGGCGAGCAGUAGCAGCAGCAGCACCAGAGCUUCACCUGCUGGCACUAUCAGAGUUCCCACCGGGCAUCAUGGGAGGCCAGCACUGGCCUCUAACUUCAGUCUUGACGACAUCACUGCGCAGCUUGAGAAGGCGUCUCUCAGUAUGGACGAAGCUGCUCGUCAGACCUCCUCCCACUCCCUUAGCUCCGCCUCCUCCUAUACAUCAGCCACGAUGCGCCGACCCGGAUCGUCUCAGCGCCAACAUCGGCGCACAGGAUCCGUCGGCACAGUCAGCGAACAUGAGGCGCGUUCAAUCGUUCACUCUUCGCGCUCCUCCGUCACCUCGGCAUCCGGGGUUUCUGUGAACUCUGCCUCGUCCAUGGACUCGUUGGACAGCGUUCUUCGCUCCAAUGAGUCAGACGGCCAGCAGCCUUCAGUUAUACCCUCAGCUGAAGGAGCCGGUCAGAGUCAUCCCCACACAGAGCACUCCUAUCUGGACAGGGAAACCUUUCUGAUUCUGAAAAACAUAGCAGGGAAACCUUCCCACCUGCUGACCAAGGAGGAGCAGGCUGCCAAGCUGAAGGCAGAGAAUAUACGAGUCGCCCUGGAAAAGAUCAAGGAGGCCCAGGUUAAAAAGUUGGUGAUACGCGUUCAUUUGUCAGACGAGAGCUCAAAGACAAUGAUGGUGGACGAGAGACAGACGGUCAGACAGGUUUUGGACAGUUUGUUGGAGAAAUCUCACUGUGGUUACAGUCCAGACUGGUCACUGGUUGAAACCAUCAACGAGCUGCAGAUGGAGCGGAUCUUCGAGGAUCAUGAGAACCUGGUGGAGAACCUGCUAAACUGGACCAGAGACAGCCAGAAUCUCUUGAUGUUCACUGAACGCAUCGAGAAGUAUGCUGUCUUCAAAAACCCCCAGAACUAUUUGUUGGGGCGGAAGGAGACAUGUGAGAUGGCUGAAAGAAACAAAGAGGCUCUGUUAGAGGAGUGUUUUGGCGGCAGCUCAGUGUCUGUCCCCGAGAUGGAGGGAGUGUUGUGGCUGAAAGAGGACGGGAAGAAGUCGUGGAAGAAACGCUACUUCCUGCUGAGGGCUUCUGGCAUCUACUAUGUUCCCAAGGGAAAGGCCAAGGCAUCCAGGGACCUGGUGUGUUUCCUCCAGUUGGAUCACGUUAAUGUCUACCUCGGCCAGGACUACAAGAGCAAGUACAAGGCCCCCACUGAUUACUGCAUGGUGCUGAAGCACCCUCAGAUCCAGAAGAAGUCUCAGUACAUCAAGUACCUCUGCUGUGAUGAUGUCAGAACCCUCCAACAAUGGAUCCACAGUAUUCGAAUAGCCAAGUACGGGAAGCAGCUGUACAUCAACUUCCAGGAGGCAAUGAGGCGGACCGAGGCGGCCUACGAUUGGUCCUCCCUCUCUUCUUCCUCCAUCAAGUCAGGAUCCAGCUCCUCCAGCCUUCCAGAGUCCCAGUCCAACCACUCCAGCCAAUCGGACAGUGGCGUUUCAGAGAUGACAUCAUCAGGCCACGCCCGCACGCAGAGUGUCGUCAGCUCCAUCUUCUCCGACGCCUGGAGGAGAGGAACGCAAGGAGAGGUGAGAACUCUCACAAACACACUGUGUCUUUGCAUUGUCCUGUUAACUUGAGGACUACAUUUCCCAUAUUUCCCCUCUGCUUCCCUGCCAGCGGUCCAAGGUGAAGGGACGUAUGCCAGUUCCUCUUUGUGCAGGAGGAGCAGGG
Molecule: messenger RNA, 2518 nt
Organism: Etheostoma cragini (Arkansas darter)
Lineage: Eukaryota; Metazoa; Chordata; Actinopteri; Perciformes; Percidae
Gene: raph1a
Product: Ras association (RalGDS/AF-6) and pleckstrin homology domains 1a
Exons: 19
Coding region: 292-2424 (710 amino acids)
Biological process (GO): signal transduction
Cellular component (GO): plasma membrane; cytosol
Source: RefSeq, a predicted model, not a curated record